CAUAAAGGGAUCUGUUUUCGUCCCUUUCCAGCAGAAGCCGCGCUUUGUCGACGUGUUUACAUCGCGUGGCAGAAAUGUCUCUGAAGACCGUGGGAAGCGCUUUGACCCGCACAAUACUAGCGAGGGGAAACGGGACUCCUCCUGUUGCCAGGUCCCCUAAAGUGAACGGACUCUCCACCUCCUGCUCGUUGCUUGCAGACAGGCAGCAGGGGGAAAGUCAUGGACACCCUUCGGACAGGCCGACUGGUGACGCGCCCCCACCCAGCGAGCCACCUCACAUGCGCACAGCCGCGGACAAGAAGAGACCCCCGGAGCCGGUGGGUGCUCCGGGUGUCCCCGGUGUGAAGAAACGGUCGUUCACCUCCGACGCUGCAACCGCAAACGAGAGAACCUACUUGUGGGCUCGGUACAAUGACAUGAAGCGGCUGGUGCACGACCUGAUCCCACCAGGUGCAUGUAAGUCUCUGAACUCUGCCGCCAUCUAUGCUAACAACGAGGUAAACUUGGCUGAAGUGGACAUCUAUGGCUUUGACUAUGACUACACCCUGGCUCUGUACUCAGACGCCCUCAACAUAAUGAUCUACAACACAGCAAAACGCUUUCUGAUCGAACACUUCAAGUAUCCAGAGGACAUCCACAAAUAUGACUACAUCCAAAAUUUUGCAACUCGGGGUCUUCACUAUGACAUCCAGAAGGGCCUUCUGAUGAAGAUAGAUGCCUUCCAUUACAUUGAGCCAGGAACAGUAUAUCGGGGUUUGAGGCCAGUAUCCGACGACGAGGUUCUUCAGCUGUAUGGGGGCACCUUCCACGUGCCCCUGCAGCAGGACAGUGGUUUCUAUGGAAAGGGGCCGAAGGUGAAGCAGUUCAUGGACAUCUUCUCUAUUCCUGAGAUGACUCUCCUGGCUGUGGCAAAUGAUUUCUUCAUCACCAAUGGCAUUGACUAUGAUCCGGUUCACCUCUUCAAGGACGUCUCUGAAGCAGUCGGCAUGGUUCACCUCAAAGGCUACAUGUACAAAUGGGUCAUGCAAGAUCUCGAUAACUUCAUUCUGAGAGGAGAAGAGACGGAUGCCGUUUUGCAUCGACUGGUCACUCACGGAAAGAAACUGUUCCUCAUUACUAACAGUCCCUUCAGCUUUGUGGAUAAAGGAAUGAGGCACAUGGUGGGAAAGAACUGGAGGGACUUCUUUGAUGUUGUCAUCGUGCAGGCGGACAAACCUCAUUUCUUCACUGACUGUAUCAAACCUUUCAGACGCCUGGAUGAUAAUGGAGCCCUUCGUUGGGAGAAGAUUACCAGUCUGGAAAAAGGACAAAUUUACAAACAGGGAAACUUGUUUGACUUUCUUAGACUGACUCACUGGCGAGGAUCAAAGGUUCUUUACUUUGGAGACCAUCUUUAUAGUGACUUGGCUGACCUUAUGUUGCGACAUGGCUGGCGUACAGGAGCCAUCGUACCUGAGCUGGAGCACGAAACCAAAGUGGUGAGCACCCACAAAUACGCCCUGAGCCUCACCUGGCUGCAGGCUUUAACGGGCUUGAUGGAACGUCUGCAGACGCACCGAGGCACAGAGUCUAAAGAGGUUUUUCAGGAAUGGCAGAAGGAAAGAGAAGAACUCAGGGUGAUGACAAAGAACCUGUUCAAUCCUCAGUUUGGCAGCAUUUUCCGAACAUGUCACAACCCCACCUACUUCUCCAGGCGUCUGAGCCGUUUCUCAGACAUCUACAUGACCAAUCUUAGCUGCCUUUUGAAUUAUGACCAAUCGUACAUUUUCUACCCCCGUCGCACCCCUCUGCAACACGAAGCCCCUCUGUGGAUGGAUCAGCUUUGCACAGGCUGCAUGAAGACACCAUUCCUGGAUGACAUGUCUAUCAUAAGAUGAGAGAAUUGGAGGAUGAGAACUGUACUCUCUUGAGUGACUGAUGGGAUUUCAUAUUUUAGGACUGGCAAACACUUGAGAUAGCCUGAGGUUAUCCUUUAUACAUAAAUUUUAUGUUUUGUCUGAGAAGAUUCCGCACAAUUCUCUUCACAGGACACUUUCUGUUCAGCAGAGGGAGCACUUCCCUGUUGAGCUCACAAGAGGGUGCUGUAGAUGUACACCCCCUGUCAAAAGUUUUAGGACGCUUUCUCAUUCAUUUGAAUAAGAAUAUGUACUAAAACUUUUGACAGGGGGUGUUGCUGCUGUGCAGACAAAGUGUGUAAACAUGAAAUACAGGACUGACAAUCUGGUUUCUGCCUAAAUAAAGCUAUGGAAUACUGGGCUGCAAUCGCACAAUUUUAACAAAUAAAGGAUUAAAGUUGUAUGUAAAUAUGUUUCUUAUUUCCAUUUCUGUACUGGACACUACACAUGUAUAUGUAAUUAUGAAUUACAAUGAAGCAAGUUAAUUACAGAUGUCUGAAUUGUGACAGAUUUGAAGACUUAAGGACAUGCUGCGUGUGUACAAUAUGCUUUGCUCUGAUAAAAAUAAAAAAAUGCAUUUAUUUAAUUGGUCGUUCGGUUGCUAGGCAGCAGCAUCCAUUCAUCACCGCAGUAGUCGGCUUCACAAAUUCUUUCGCUUUCAGCCGCCUGCCUGAACACAACAGCAAAGGUACUGUGCUCCGUCUGCUUCAUCUCGGAGGUGUCUGUUCAGUAAAAUGUGUAGCUGUUCUUGUGUGUCAGAGGUUGUAGCUUUAAACCGUUAGAGGAAGCUGUGUAAGUUUUAUCGUGCUGUCCCGUCCAGGAAUCUGUGUGUAGCUGCUGUCAAUUCGUAGCAUUUUAAGGCAAUGCCCGUUCGUUUUUUGACGUAAAUGCAUGCUGUAUUUUGACGCAGAUAAUUAAUAAAGACUCGCAUAAAGAUA
This is a messenger RNA of Acanthochromis polyacanthus (spiny chromis), 2833 nucleotides long. RefSeq names its product 5'-nucleotidase domain containing 2 (gene nt5dc2). The coding region runs from base 75 to 1877 and encodes 600 amino acids. The record is from RefSeq and is a predicted model, not a curated record. NCBI's taxonomy places the organism in Eukaryota, Metazoa, Chordata, Actinopteri, Pomacentridae. Gene Ontology annotation, molecular function: 5'-nucleotidase activity. The transcript has 14 exons.